This is a messenger RNA of Botrytis cinerea B05.10, 1259 nucleotides long. RefSeq lists its product as hypothetical. Gene Ontology annotation, biological process: RNA processing. The record is from RefSeq and is a predicted model, not a curated record. The coding region runs from base 671 to 1105 and encodes 144 amino acids. NCBI's taxonomy places the organism in Eukaryota, Fungi, Ascomycota, Leotiomycetes, Helotiales, Sclerotiniaceae. Gene Ontology annotation, molecular function: ribonuclease III activity. The transcript has 3 exons.
GGUUGUGAAUAUCAUUUCAAGUUCAGUAACGUGAGACAGUCGAAUUCAAUGGCAAAACUCAAAUCUACCAUCUAAUAAAGUCAAACCCCGCAUUGUGAGCUUCACUCGAAUGAGAAACAGUUCCUGAAAGAUCCCAUCGUUUAAGUCAAAGAUUCAGUGUACAGUAGUAUAUUUCAAUGCGUUCAUCAACUUUCCAUGAACUUUACAAGGAAAAGUAAUUCUCGAUAUACAUUCUUCUGACACUGUCAAAUCAUAAGUUACCUCAGCAUCCCUUGCUUAAGUUUCCAACACUAUCUCAUUUAACUUCGUAUAUCCAAGAUCUCAUAGUAUGAGAUCUUGCUAUACGAUACCUAACUUUCUCAUGAGGGAAAACGUCUUCAUUAUGCUUUGAGAAAGACAUCAUAGUAUAGACAUGCGGAAGAUCUGCGCAAUUCAGGACAGUUCAUUGAUUUCAUGAGAGUAUGACAUUCUGAUGCUUUUUGAUGCGUUCCUCCAUUCGAGUGUAGUUUGGGUUAAGUGAUCAAUAGCCGAAACUCAAUGAUAAUCUUGAUAUAAGAAGUGCAAUGGACGACGAGAGACACAGCAGCCAUACACCAUAAGACCUCAUUUGCUUUAUUAAAUCAGAAUUUCCUUUGAAUAUCUUUCACACGAUACCUCCCUCUCCACAGCCAUGUGUCUCAGAACAUACGUAAAGAAUAAGUUGGACUACGACUUCAAGGAAGACGAAUUGCUUACAGAGGCCCUCGUCACGAGCGGGGUUGUCUUUGGCGCAAAUUCGACUGUCGAGCGGCAGGGAAAUAGACGACUGGCAUUGAUUGGAGAUGCAUUGAUCCGUCUCGAGCUUGUCUAUACCAAGUAUUUAGAUGGAGCAACUCUAGAAACCUCCCAGAAAUGCGUUUCGAAGAACGCUUCAAAUCGAAAUCUUGGAGCCAUCGGCCAGCAAAAUGGUUUGAUAGAUCAGAUGAUUUUCCCGGUUAAUCAGCAGAAGCCAGGGGAAUACACUGUUGCGACAACAGUCGAAGCUCUCAUUGGAGCCAUCUGGUUAGAUUCGGAACAAGAUUUCGGAGUGAUUGGUAGAGUUAUUCGAGCGUUGCAUAUCGAAUAACACGUCGGUUGAUCUAUUCAGGUGUAUUGCAUAUCAUAAGAUACGUUAGCAAAACCUCUUCAUGAUAGCAAAUCCAACCAGACUUCACAAGUCAUCGCAUUUUCAACACAGAAUCAACUUGAAUGAUAUUUCCGGUGCAAUUUGGUGUCCUCCA